Messenger RNA from Melampsora larici-populina 98AG31, 798 nucleotides. RefSeq lists its product as uncharacterized. The transcript has 2 exons. Bases 1 to 798 code for a protein of 265 amino acids. NCBI's taxonomy places the organism in Eukaryota, Fungi, Basidiomycota, Pucciniomycetes, Pucciniales, Melampsoraceae. The record is from RefSeq and is a predicted model, not a curated record.
AUGCCUGAAUCUUCCCACAGACACCAACACAAUCCAGCUUCUGAAAGUCCGUACAAUAACCCCGAUAGUAAUGCACCUCCAUUUUAUCAGUACCCCGCAAAUUUUGGCUUUCACCCAGUUACAUUGGCAAAUCACCAAGUAGCCUAUCAGGGAAAUGUGAUUUCUCCCAAUCACACCGUCUACCCACCACUUGUUGGGACUUAUCCAGCAAAUCUUUGGCCCCAUCAAGGCCCCCCUCCCUUGUCACCUUGCGCAUCCAUCCCUUUCAGCAUUAAUCAAGGACCAGUUGAAGUUCAUCCUCCCAUGACUAGCUACGCACGCUACGCACCCAACCUUCCUGUUCAACAACAUCCGUACCCUAUGUUCACCUAUCCACACACUCAAAUGAAUGUAGCAGCUUCUGAGUUCUUGCCUCAAAACUAUCUUCCUCCUCAACCAGUGGCCAACCAUGUUACUCACGACAAUGCGAUGACCUUACCACAACAUCUCUACUGCAGCCCUUCUCAGCAUAUGUACACCUAUCCGCACACUCCAAUGAACAGAUCAGCUCACGAAUUCUUACCUCGAAAUCCUCCUCCUCCUCCAGAAGUCAUCCGCCAUGUUACUCAUGAUCUCAACAAUGACAGCCAAAACGACCAUGAUCAACAUCAUCAAGUAACCCAUGCAGAUCCCGAUGGGGACUGGGAAUUAGAGGAAGAUGAGAUUCCAGAAACCGAGAUGACAAGCACUGUAAAUGAGUCUGGACAAAAAGACAAGAAUGUCGAAGACGAUGAGAAUGACAUUUACAAGAGAUCCUGA